Toxotes jaculatrix (banded archerfish) is the source of this 1081-nucleotide messenger RNA. It is a transcript of the gene c4h19orf53, whose product is annotated as chromosome 4 C19orf53 homolog. The transcript has 3 exons. NCBI's taxonomy places the organism in Eukaryota, Metazoa, Chordata, Actinopteri, Toxotidae. Bases 33 to 326 code for a protein of 97 amino acids. The record is from RefSeq and is a predicted model, not a curated record.
AGAAGCGCUCCGUUUAUUUCCGGUUAACGAAAAUGGCUCAAGGAUCACAGAAGUUUAAAGCUCAGCGGCCAGGAGCCUCCAAGAAACACAAUCAAAAUAAACAGAAAGGACCAAAGAAAGGGGGGCGGAUCAUCGCACCUAAGAAGGCUCAAGUGGUUCAGCAACAGAAACUGAAGAAGGGUUUAGAAGUGGCCAUCAGGAACAAGAUUGAACAGGAGGUGACGCAGAAGGCCAGCUCCUCCCUCCACAAGCCUCUGAGUGUGGUUAAAGGGGCUGAAGGUAAAGGCAACCCAGGAGCAGCCCGGCCAGGAACCAGCUCCAAAUAGGACCAGAUACACGCCCCACACACCUACAGACCUGACUCUGAUGGUGUUACAGUACAGAGGACUGAGUUGAAGCGUCAGUGAGCUACAUUUAAUUUCAAACGACAUCCAAUCCUGUUCCCAAAUGUUUCAUCUGACGACAGACGUAGAAAUAAUCUGAGCCAUUCUUGUGAACAUGUUCAUUUAAGAUCAGGAUGGGAAUCAUGGCUGCUGAACAUGUUGAAUCAGCUCACUAUGUGAGAAUGUUCACCUGUAAGGAGCAGGGUCUGUGAAGAUGUUACCAUUACAGCAGAAAAAGUUAAAUUUCAGCAUUCAGCUAAAAUACGACUCUUGCUCCGGUCACUGUCAGGAAUCCUUUGAAGUUUUGCUCAGCACGUUUUGCAAACGUAGAUUCCAGCCAUCGUUGAUCCUCUCUGUCAGUAUUUAAUGGUGUUGGAACAGUCUGUUGUGAGCAGGGUGGGAUUAUCAUCUGGAAAUACAGCAUGGAUGAAUGAAUCCAUCUAGAUCACAUGCAGACUCUUUAUCCAGACUUGACUAGAAUUGCAUUCAUCAGGUCUGUCAAAACCAGUUUUUUAAUUGUUCAAAUUUAAGAGGCAAAGACAGUAAAGAUCAAAUGUGAGAAAUUUCAGAUUUUUUCUGAUCAGGGUUAUAUCAUCUGUUAAUCCUUAUACACUUUUCAUUUGAUAUUUGAAUUCACGGUUUUUGUAAAUGCUGUAUAUUUGAAUGGAGUAUUUGGAGUAAAGUCUUGUUUGUUUUUU